Molecule: messenger RNA, 1008 nt
Organism: Fusarium fujikuroi IMI 58289
Lineage: Eukaryota; Fungi; Ascomycota; Sordariomycetes; Hypocreales; Nectriaceae
Product: related to dihydroorotate dehydrogenase a
Exons: 1
Coding region: 1-1008 (335 amino acids)
Biological process (GO): 'de novo' pyrimidine nucleobase biosynthetic process; pyrimidine nucleotide biosynthetic process
Cellular component (GO): cytoplasm
Molecular function (GO): dihydroorotate dehydrogenase activity
Source: RefSeq, a predicted model, not a curated record
AUGGCGCCCCCUCAAUUGACGAUUAACCCGCCUUUACUGAACUCGGCAACCCCAUGGGCCACCGACAUCAACGAUCUUCUGGCAAUCGCUUCAUCCCCUUCGACAGGCGCUAUCACGACCCGCACGUCGCUUAUCAAUGGCUUCAAUCAUCAACAUGAGCGGCACCAAUACCUCUUCUUCAAUCCCGGGACUGUGACCCCCAAUCAGGGCACUUCUUCCAGCCAGAUUCCACCCAAGGGCCACUCAGAAGAUGCAAUGGCGAGCUUGAAUAACCUGGGCUACAGUCCCAUCACGCUCGAUGGGUAUCUCGGCUUCUUAGCAGAGAUCGCUCGUCGCCUUCCCGAAAUGAGAAAGACUUUCAUCGUCAGUGUCACGGGCUCGCCUGAAGACAUCCAACAAAGCUAUACUCGUAUCGAGGCUGCUUCGAAGACCCUUCCCUUCCCUCUGGCCAUCGAGGUCAACUUAAGCUGUCCAAACAUUCCAGGCGCGCCACCGCCUGCGUAUGGUGGCGCUGCUCUCGAGAAAUAUCUCGAUCUGCUCCCCAGUAAUCCCACUUUGCCCGUCGGAAUCAAGACGCCGCCUUAUACCCACCACGGACAGUUCGCAACCUUGAUUGAGACCUUGCUUCCAACUGCAUCGUCCCUCAGCUUCAUCACCGCUACCAACACUCUCGGGUCGUGCCUUAUUCUAGAGAACGACAAGCUAGACCCCCAAUUACCUGGCACUGGUGUUGGCGGCAUGGCCGGUCCGCCACUUCACCCACUUGCACUCGGCAACGUUUCAACCUUGAGAAAGAUGCUCGACCAAGUCCCGGAACUGAGUCAUAUAAAGAUCAUCGGGGUCGGUGGAGUCCGUGACGGGGACGGUUAUCGAAGGAUGAGGAGCGUUGGAGCUUAUGCUGUGGCGGUGGGGACAGGUUUGGGGAAGCAAGGACCAGGGGUGUUUGAGAGGAUUGAGAGAGAUUUGAAGGGGGAGUGGAGAGUGAGUUUAUUGAAGGAGAAGCUGUGA